AUGGACCCACCCGGCACGCGGAAGCAAGACCAGCAGCGCGCCGGCGCCAUGGGCUUCCCCUCGCCCACCCAGGACUAUGCGACCAUCAACCCAAAGUUUCUCGACGAUUGCACGCGCAUGAAUUUUGCCAUCCAACAAAGCAUCCCUGAGGCCGUCCGCCGCAUUGUUAGGGACCACUGGGAAAAGUGCCUGCUCGGUUCCGAGUUUCAUCAAGCCUUCGUUCUCAAUGCUUCCAUUCACCACGCGCUUCCGUCCAUUACGCAGCGUGCAGUAAGAGAUUUUGGGGGCAAGAUGGUGGAGGAGUCGAAGGAGGAUGUCAUCAGACAUUUUACGACUGAGGCCCUAGACGAGGUUGCUGAUCUCAUCAUCGAAAAAGCGAGCGAUGGGUUUCUAGACAAGUGUCUCGCGAAGCGUCUCCGGACUAUCGAGGCCAAACCGCUCGUCAAUGCGCUCGCAGCUGCUGAGCGCCUGGGGUACGAGUCCAGCGACAUGAUUCAGGACGAACAGCACGAGCGCGUCAUCCCCCAAGAAGCUUACCCGGGAGCAGCCGCCGCGGCAAGUACCCGACCCGCUCCCCCGAGUCAGCCAUCGCCUGCGUAUCCGGAAGCAGGCCGAAACCAGCUUCAGUGCAUGAAAUGCUUCCGAACGUUCAUGCAUACCUCCGCAUUCGACCAUCACUCGAGAUACGACGUCUGCAGUCAAAUACCGCCGACUUCCAAUGGCUUCAACUACUCGUGCCCACACUGUGGUCAGGGAUUCACGAAUCAUGAUGAAGUGCAAGGGCACCUCGAUCACAAAGUAUGCGGCAACUUUGGCCAACCGCAGAGAGCUAGCCAAGGGCGACAACCGAGGACAGCCCCGACUGCUCCCCUUAGCCCACCAGCCAUCACCCCGUCCACUUCACAAACGCCCAUCUCAAACGGUGUCCCACGAACGCACCAGCAGUCCACCCCAGCGCACCCCAGCGUAACCAGGCCCACGGUAGCCACACCUACCUCAGCGGGCUCCGGGAAUGCAACCAACCCAUACAGCCAUUUAACCGAGCAUCAGAUGCAGCUUAUGCAUGAGGAGCUGAAAGCGGCCGAGGAGAAGUACCAGCCGCGGUUCGCGGAAGCAAACGAAAUCGCGGACGAAACCGCACGGCGGGUCAGACUCGAGGGUCUGCGUAACAGCUUUGGCACCAAGCAAUCGAUGAUCCGCAAAAAAUACGGCGUCCGGCUACGCGAGAGGCGCACGAAGGCCGAAAUCCUGGCUGAACGAGAGCGCCUGGGCCUCAAGAAAGCCGAGAAGGAGAAGGAGAGGGAGAAGGCAAGAACGCCGGCCGGCGUGCAAACGCACAGUACCAUCCCAUCAAUCAACACAGACCUGGCGUCGCGCGCUGCAGGCGGCAGUGGAUGGACCGCCGCGAACACCCCACGGACGAGCGCCACCUGGGAUGAACACAGCGCCAAGCGCCAGCGCACGAACGAGGGCGGUGGCUAUCAGACGCCAUAUAAAACUCUGGCGGACGAGACGCCGACACGUAAGACUCUCUCGGCGUCUUUGCUUGGGGGUGGCGGUCCAGCAGGUUCGUCCGCCGUUGCUGCCACCCACGACCCGACUGCCCCACAAGGGUCUCGGCCGGCGGCAGUCUACGAGCAAGCCGGUGCGCGAGUCGAGAUCCAUGAGCCAUCCAAGACCAGCAACCCCCCGGGUGCGCAUGACCCGUCUAGCACGGGGUCCGAAUCCGCCACCCCGAACGGUUCGGAGCCCGGCACCAACGGACACGGCAGAGGCUUCAACAUGCCGGCCGGAACCCAGCCCGUUGUCAUCGAUGAUGACUCGUCGUCCGACGACGACGGCGACGAGGAUAUUCCCUCCACGCUGCCCACCCACGUGCGAAAGGGUCUGGCGUCGGGGAGCACCUCGCUCUUACAGAAUCCUUAG
Chaetomium fimeti is the source of this 1926-nucleotide messenger RNA. RefSeq lists its product as uncharacterized. Lineage: Eukaryota; Fungi; Ascomycota; Sordariomycetes; Sordariales; Chaetomiaceae. The coding region runs from base 1 to 1926 and encodes 641 amino acids. The record is from RefSeq and is a predicted model, not a curated record. The transcript has 4 exons.